Molecule: messenger RNA, 954 nt
Organism: Mesorhabditis belari
Lineage: Eukaryota; Metazoa; Nematoda; Chromadorea; Rhabditida; Rhabditidae
Source: the annotation of a GenBank genome assembly
AUGAGUUUUGCUGACUCGACCCAAGACUGUCAACUGGCAUCGUUUCUGUUCUUGACCGGGGAAUGCAUUGCGACGCCCGUAAAUGAUCCGCAAAUGGCCCAAGAGCACAUCAUCGAGGCAGGCGUCCCGGGAUUGGCUGAUAUCUACCCAGAGACAUACUUGGAUCAUGAAGUCGCUUAUGACAAACUCUACGAGGGUCGAAUGCGUGUGAUCAUCGAUCGAUAUUUAACCGUGCUCACGUCGGCUCGUUUGCACAUUAUGAGAUGUGCUUUGCAUGGACUCUUGUACCCACCGAAACAGAGAAAAGAUGCAUGGUGGUCAAUCUCUUGCGGUUUCUGCUUUGAGCCGGUGGUUGGUGCACGCGAAAGAGCCGAACGGAUUCAACAGGAAAAAGAUGCUGUGAAGAAAAAUGAGAUGCUUGAAAAAUUGGCUGCCGAGAAAAUGGAGGCUCAAAAUCUCAAUGAAGAUUUUGGGGAAAACGCCGAAACGAAGAAGAGAGCAGGGCCACAUGCACACGCGAAAGCUUACAAUCCAGAGGAUGAGCAAAUGCCAAAAGUUGCUCGUCCAAUGUCAUGCCCGAUGCCGUUGUGCCGAAAACCGUAUCCGAAGUGCGCGAUCUGCUUGCGAAGCUAUGGUACACCGGUUGUCGGCUAUGAUCACCAUAUGGGACAUGCGGCUGCUCAUGCGUUUGCUUUUUGCUUGCGUUGCGAGCACGGCGGCCACGGGGCUCAUAUGAUGCGAUGGUUUCAAACAUCAUCAAAGUGUCCUAUUUGCGAUUGCAAAUGUCUAGAGUACAAAGACUUGAACCCAGUCCCAUUGUCAAGAAAGCUCGAGCAAUGGAGAGAGGCACUUCUUGAAGAUGUUGACGACGAGUUGCACGAGUUUCUCGAAGCAAACAAAGAGCGGAGUAUCAUUCAACGCCUCAUCGUGCCCACUACUCCGUAUUUUCAAAAG